This is a messenger RNA of Phytophthora nicotianae INRA-310, 357 nucleotides long. RefSeq lists its product as hypothetical. The coding region runs from base 1 to 357 and encodes 118 amino acids. The transcript has a single exon. NCBI's taxonomy places the organism in Eukaryota, Oomycota, Peronosporomycetes, Peronosporales, Peronosporaceae. The record is from RefSeq and is a predicted model, not a curated record.
AUGAUGACUUCCAUGGGGUUGCUAGAGCUGUGGCAGCUCACAUGGCUGAUCGCCGUGGCUGGCGGUCUGCUCUCGUUUCGGAGUAGUUUCUGCCGUGGGUUCGUUCUGCAGGGCAAGAUGCGUACUCCUGCUGCCGUCUCACAACUCCCCGGGUUGUCAUUGCUGCGUGUGGAGGUGCCCAAAAGCUACUGGACGUGGUUCUACCUUGUCGGAGCUCUGCACAGCAUCUUUAUGUUGGUUAUCACAGUCUUCUGGCAACAUACGCAAGCAGUGCAAUACGCUCUGCACUUCGCGCAUCCCUCUGUAGAAGAAGGCAAUAGUAUCAUCCUGAACCGGGCAAACAAAACCACCGUAUAA